This is a messenger RNA of Macrosiphum euphorbiae (potato aphid), 351 nucleotides long. The record is from the annotation of a GenBank genome assembly. NCBI's taxonomy places the organism in Eukaryota, Metazoa, Arthropoda, Insecta, Hemiptera, Aphididae.
AUGUUUUCCUUAUUAGUGUUGGUCACUACGUUCAACAUUCUCCGGGAUACCAUGAUAGUGUUGAUGGAAGGCAUGCCGAAAGGAUUGAAUUUCUCAGAUGUCCUGGAGACAUUCAUGAGCAUCGACGGAGUGGUUAGGGUGCAUAAUCUCAGGGUCUGGGCUCUGAGUCCGGACAAAAUUGCUUUGGCCGCCCAUCUGGCAGUCAAGCCCGGUGCGAACACUACCACAGUGCUAAAAGAAGCUUCUCGCAGGAUGUACAAAAAGUACAAUUUCUUCGAUUGCACUCUACAAAUCGAAGAAUUCGAAACUCAGAUGGAGAGCUGCAAACAAUGUCAGCCACCCGAGUGCUGA